Molecule: messenger RNA, 588 nt
Organism: Trypanosoma brucei brucei TREU927
Lineage: Eukaryota; Euglenozoa; Kinetoplastea; Trypanosomatida; Trypanosomatidae
Exons: 1
Coding region: 1-588 (195 amino acids)
Source: RefSeq, a predicted model, not a curated record
AUGCAGAUACCAAAACCCGGCGCAAAACUGCUGUUUGUUGCCGUUGGGCUGCCGUUGCAACAGCCCUUUCCACGACACCGAGGUUCGCGAAGCGGGCCCCGUGCCGGGGCAAAUUUCCCCAUGCCCAAAUCAGCAAAAAACAUGUUCCUGUUGUGUCCGUUGUUUCCAGGCGCGGUGCACAAUUUUGUGUGGUAUUUCACUCUGUUGUUACCCAUGUUAGUCUCUCUCUCCGUCACCGACUUUGGCUCCGAAAGGACAUUUGUGCUAGCGCGCGGAACCUUUUCCGCUGGGGUCGUGCUUUUUUUAGUCGCCAGCAACCCGCAGCGCUAUUUCCAAAAUGAGGAAAAGGCUCCUGAAUUUCCGCCCCUCCACUUGCGGCAACUGUGCCGACAGGUGAAGAUGUCACACUUUCCCCCCAGGGCCCACGGCGCAUCCGUAGCCGUGCCCCUCACUGGUCGCAGUAACUUUGACCCCUCGAGAUCAAAUGUUGAGCGCAUUGCUCUUUCCCUGGGCCGCCGAAAAGAAUCGGCUCGUUGGAGGAUUGGCCAAACGAAGCGGACGAGCGGUCGCAUGCUUUUCGGCUACUAA